UUCAGGGGCGUGAACGAGAAGGACCUGCGUAAAAAGCGACAGAUAGAGACACACAGCAGGCACAUCUGCCCGAGAGCUGAACCUGAGACAGGUUCGACACCGACCUCCAUCUGCAGAGCUUCAUCUCCCUGCUGCUCCACCCGACCUCCAGACGCUCUCCGACAGGUUACUGCCGGGGCUCCAUCAUGGCGAAGCCGGGUGCUCUGCUUCUCCUUCUGGCAGUUGCUGCCAGCCAGGUUGACCUUCUGUCUGCUGCAGUUAUUGUUAAUUCUGGAGUGAAGAACAUCAGCUCGUGUCCCAUCACCUUUUAUGGACGCAAAUACUCCAUGUUGGAUGUGUCGUUCAAAGAUUCAUCUGCUGUCAUUUGUUUCAAAGAGCCCGCAACUGAAACUCCAACAGACUGUGUUUUGAUAAAAGAUCAGCUGACUGUGGACAGAUUGGAUGUGAACGUGUUUACUGCCAAAACAAGUCCUGGAUCAGCCAUUCAUCUAGCUGUGCCAAACAUCAAGACCACUUCAGACUGCGCUGUUCAAUUUUACUUACAGGAUGGAAAUUUGAAAUCAUAUAUCGGUGUUAUUUUCUACAGCUUUGGCGCACAAACAGUUAUGGCAAGCCUGACAUAUUCUGAUGUAUAUACUUCAGCUACUUAUAGCCUGAAUGCAACGGUCGGUAGCUCAUCUCUGGGUUCGUGGUCGUUUCCUAAAUCUUCAGAAGUGAAAUACAUAGACGUGAGCGGAUGCAGAAUCUCAGAUGCCCCUUUUGUAGUCAAUUCAAGUUACAAGAAGCUGAACUCAGAAAAUUGCACCAUGCAAGUCUGUGAUGCGUCUGCAUCCCUCUCUCCUGUCAGUACAUGUGGAGCCCUGGAGGUCUGCCUGGGCAACAACAAGUGCGUACAACCCAUUCCCGUGUGCACUGUGACCGGCUCCACUGUCAUCGAUUUCUCCGGCAGAGUCUACUCUGUCCCGGACCGGUGUGUAUACGGUCUGAUGAAGCCUCAAAAAAGCUCGAAUUUCACCCUAUUGGCCGGUUUCAUGGAGCGACGGCGUCAAGAUGUGCCAUUUUUGGACCACUUGAUACUGUGGCUGGAAGAUACAGGCGUAAACAUGUACCUGGAACAAGGUGGAAGAGUUCGGGUUAAAGACCAAAUACUAACGCUCAGCACCACGGCUCAGCUGGUCCACGGUGUGGAGCUCUCCAAGGACCAGACUGGAGUUACUGCCAAGAUACUUUCCCUCAAUGCGACUGUCUUUUUUGAUGGCAACACCGCACAUGUGGCAGGACCUGCUGGAGCUGUAAAGGGCUUGUGUGGCAGCCCCACUCAAGCCAGUCAGACCACCACCCUGAGUGCAGAGAAGUCCUCUUCUUACAGUGCACUCGGGUACAACUCAGUCACAACCACAUGAAUGCACUGACUGAUAUUACC
Messenger RNA from Siniperca chuatsi (mandarin fish), 1423 nucleotides. RefSeq lists its product as uncharacterized. The record is from RefSeq and is a predicted model, not a curated record. Lineage: Eukaryota; Metazoa; Chordata; Actinopteri; Centrarchiformes; Sinipercidae. The coding region runs from base 186 to 1403 and encodes 405 amino acids. The transcript has 10 exons.